This is a messenger RNA of Stegostoma tigrinum, 6146 nucleotides long. RefSeq names its product zinc finger SWIM domain-containing protein 4-like. The record is from RefSeq and is a predicted model, not a curated record. Gene Ontology annotation, cellular component: Cul2-RING ubiquitin ligase complex. Gene Ontology annotation, molecular function: zinc ion binding. The transcript is spliced from 15 exons. Lineage: Eukaryota; Metazoa; Chordata; Chondrichthyes; Orectolobiformes; Stegostomatidae. Bases 5 to 3397 code for a protein of 1130 amino acids.
GGCGAUGUCGGAUGGUGGAGCAGCAGCGCCAGCAGCCACCGCCGGUGGCGGAGCCGAGCCGCCGGCCAAGCGGCUGUGCCUGGGUGACUGCUGGGGAGCGGCGGCGGCGACGGCGGCGGCGGCCGCAGCGGCGGCACGAGCGGCCCAGACAAAGCCGGCCCACGGCAGGCUCCACAAGCCCGACACCCUGCUGGACAUAAGCGCCAAGAAAGUGGCGGAGAAGUGGCCCUUCGAGCAGGUAGAGGAGAGAUUUUCUCGUAUUCCAGAGCCAGUUCAACGGAGGAUUAUUUUCUGGUCCUUCCCCAGAAAUGAGCGAGAGAUUUGCAUGUAUUCAUCACUUAGCUAUCAAUGUCAGGAAGGGGAGAAGGAUGGUGAAGUUCCCUUCAACAAAGGGCUACGACUGUUGGAAACUGGAGCCAUAGAUCGGGUGCUGCAAGUAGGAUUUCAUUUGAGUGGAACUGUGACUGAGCUCGCCAACCAGGGUGAACCUGAGAAAACAUACAAAGUUGCCAUCAGCUUUGACCGCUGCAAAAUUACUUCUGUGACAUGUGGCUGUGGUAAUAAGGACAUCUUCUACUGUGGCCAUGUAGUGGCCCUUUCUCUAUACCGAAUCCGCAAAGCUCAGCUGGUAGAGCUGCGACUCCCCAUCUCCGAAACGCUCUCGCAAAUGAACCGGGACCAGUUGCAGAAGUUUGUCCAGUACCUCAUCACAGCCCAUCACACGGAAGUGCUUCCAACUGCACAGAAACUGGCUGAUGAAAUUCUUUCGUCUUGUUCGGAAAUUAAUCAAGUGCACGGUGCUCCUGACCCCACAGCAGGUGCGAGUAUCGAUGCUGAGAACUGUUGGCAUCUGGAUGAAGAGCAGGUACAGGAGCAAGUGAAAGUGCUGCUGUCAAUCAGUGGAUAUUACGGAGCUAGUAAGCAGCUGCAUUCCAUGUUUGCGAAGGUGCGGGAGAUGCUCAGGAUGCGGGACUCCAAUGGGGCUCGUAUGCUGACUCUAAUGACGGAGCAGUUUAUGGAAGACCCACGGCUCUCUCUCUGGAGGCAACAGGGCACAGGAAUGACUGAUAAAUGUCGGGAGCUGUGGGAUGAGUUAGGUGCUCUCUGGGUGUGUGUGGUACUGAACCCUCACUGUAAGCAGGAGGAGAAAGCUGGCUGGCUAGAGCUACUCAGGAAGUGGAACAACAUGGAUGUCUGCCCGCAAGAAGAUGGUAACUAUGGCAACCAUGUCAACGAAACCCCUAGUAUCACUGCUGGUAUACAACACAACUCAAAUCGAAACCAAGCAGGCUCCCGGCGAACUGUUUUUGUGCGUGCUAUAGAAGCCUGUGGUCUAGACUGGAAGGACUGUCACCUACGGAAAAUUAUCAGCAGUGACAACUAUACAAAUCAGUGGAGAGAUGGAGACCGGUCACUCUUUGACUCUCAGGGGCGGCCCCUCUGGCUUGAGCAUGUACCAACCGCUUGUGCGAGAGUGGAUGCACUGAGAUCACAUGGGUAUCCUCGGGAAGCUCUUCGUUUGGCUAUUGCGAUUGUCAAUACACUCCGAUUGCAGAAAAGACGUCAGCUGGAAAUGUACAAGCAGCAAAAGAAAGAACUGUUGCAGAAAGGGUCAACCACCAUUUCCAACCAGGAAGGCUGGGUUGGACAUCCCCUGGAUCCUGUUGGGUGUUUGUGCAGGACUUUGCUUGAAGCUUGCAAAAUGGAGGAUGACAGCUCUGUGUUGUUCACUGAUUCAAUAAGUGAUAUUAGGAAGACAGUCUAUCAGCACUUUCCAAUUCCUGGCAGCAGUAAUGCGGGAGAAUCCUAUUAUGCCCUUGCACUUGAGGUGGCACUAAUAGGGUUAGGACAGCAAAGGUUAAUGCCAGAGGGACUUUAUGCCCAGGACAAGGUUUGUCGGAAUGAAGAACAACUUAUAUCAAUGUUGUCUCAAAUGGAAUUUGAUGAACGGCUUGUUCAGGUUUUGCGUAAACAAACGCUUUUACUGCUGGAAGGCGGUCCGUUCAGUGGUCUGGGUGAGGUCGUCCAUCGGGAGAGUGUUCCAAUGCACACUUUUGCAAGAUACUUGUUCAAGGCUCUCCUGCUUCAUGACCCUGACUUGGCCUAUAAAGUGUCACUGAGAGCAAUGAGGCUACCAGUGCUGGAAUCGAUGGCACCAGCAGGUGAUGGCUCUCACCCCCACCUCGUCGCAUUAGUGGAUCCAAGCCGCUACCCGCGUUGGUUCAUCCUCGGCCAUCUUGAAACUCAACAGUGCGAGUUAGCUUCGACCAUGUUAACAGCAGCGAAAGGAGACCCAAAGUGGUUGAGAGUGGUCUUGGAAUCCAUUCAACAGAACAUUCAUUCUCCGUCACUCAUAUACAAGCUAGCACAGGAUGCUUGCAAAACAGCUACACCACCAAAUGCUGCACCUGACAUUACACUCCUCAAUGUAUCCCUGGAGCUAGGGUUACAGGUCAUGAGAAUGACUCUGUCUACUAUGAACUGGCGACGUCGUGAGAUGGUCCGAUGGCUGGUGAGCUGUGCAACAGAAGUUGGUGUCUGUGCCUUGAUGAAUAUAAUGCAGAAUUGGUAUUCUCUCUUUACUCCAACUGAAGCCACUACAAUAGUAGCUGCCACAGUAACCUCUCACGCCACUGUUCUGCGCUUGAGUUUGGACUAUACCCAACGUGAGGAACUGGAUAGUUGUGCUCGGACACUUGCACUCCAGUGUACAAUGAAGGACCCUCAGAAUUGUGCACUGUCAGCGCUGACGCUGUGCGAAAAGAACCACGUAGCCUUUGAAACCGCGUACCAGAUUGUCUUGGACUCUGCCUCCACGGGGAUGAGCUACUCGCACCUGUUCACCAUCGCCCGGUACAUGGAGCACAGGGGCUUCCCGAUCCGGGCCUACAAGAUGGCCAGUCUCGCCCUGUCCCACCUCAAUGUCGCCUACAACCAGGACACCCACACCGCCAUCAACGACGUCCUGUGGGCCUGCUCGCUGAGCCACUCGCUGGGCAAGAAUGAGUUGGCUGCCAUUGUGCCACUGGUAAUCAAGAGCGUCCAGUGUGCCCCUGUGUUGUCAGACAUUUUGAGAAGGUGGACAAUGUCCGCCCCAGGCUUGGCCGGCGUUCCCGGCCGCAGGAAUUCUGGGAAGCUCAUGUCAACGGAGAAAGCCCCACUCUGCCAGCUGCUUAACGCGACGAUCGAUGCGUACAUCAGCACCACGCACUCGCGUCUGACACACAUCAGCCCCCGCCAUUACAGCGAGUUCAUUGAAUUCCUCAGCAAAGCCCGGGAGACCUUCCUGAUGGCUCAAGAUGGGCACAUUCAAUUUACACAGUUCAUAGACAACCUCAAACAGACCUACAAAGGCAAGAAGAAGCUCAUGAUGCUGGUUCGAGAACGCUUUGGCUGAAGUUCGGGACCCUGCCUGUCCCAAGUCUUCCUAGGUUGCAGUGGAUUCCUUUGUUAUCUUUUUUUUCUUCAAAAAAAAAGGGAGAAAGAGGCACAAACCUACCAAGUCAUUCCACGUACAUCAGUAUUCCAGCGGCUGGAAAGCAGAGCCGUAACACAGCUGCACCCUUCCGAACAAACCCUCCUCUGCCCAGCUAUUCGGUCAAAGGGGUCUGCUGAGGCUGGAGCUUCACAGCUCUCCCUCCAGCCUCUGCCUCUCUGCAGGGGGUUGGGGCUGGCGCUGGCAAUAAGCGGGAGCCCACCAGUGUUUAAAAGGGGUCAGACUGGUAGGCGAUGGGUGGGUCAUCCUGACCGAGAGCCUCCCGGUCAUUCCUUAGAUCUGAGUGUUAGUUGUCUGUUUUGUGAAGCAGUUGUAUACUGAUAGAAAGUGUUCUAUUGCAGUACCUGUUUAGAGCUGGCGUACAUCGAGUUAGGGGUUGGUGGGGUGGGGGUUGGGGGUGUGGUGUGGUUGAUGUGAUGGUGCGAGCUGGUUAAAUCUGCCAACUUUUUGUAUGUUCCCCGCCUAAUGGUUGAAGAAUUUGCAAGAGUGCUUAAACCUACCUUUCUUCCCCCACCUUUUUUUAAAAUGAGAAGUCCUAGAGUGGCAGGCUGCAUCAUUGGAAAGGGGCCCCUGUGGUGAAACUGUGUAGGGGGGGGGUAGUGGUGCGGGGGUGUGAUUUGUUGUUGGACUGGCUUGACUUUUUGAACUGAGUUUUGUCAGUCCCCUUCCACUGCUACCUCUUCCCCUGCAGCAGAAACUCAGCAACAUGAGCGAGGGCUGAGAAACUGAGGUGGUGUGGUGGGGGGGGGGGUGCAGUUUCGCGCUGGAACAACAGCGUGGUGCUCUUCCCAAAAUUGAGUUACCCGAGCAGGGCGCUCUGCUCCGCAGCCUGUUACUCGUGUUCUCCUGCAUAUACAUGAGAAGUGUGAUGCCGACAUUUAGUGCCAAAAAAAGGGAAGUGUUCCAUUCCCAAGCACAGCCUAGAUUUCACUCCAUUAUCAGUAUUUUACGCUUUAAGUUUUCUGUUAAAUUCAACCCCUUUAGGCUUUGGCUGGAGCAGUUUUCCAUAUACCUUGAAUGUUUUGUGAAUCACCUGUAGUGACCCUCCAUUCAGCUUUGAGAAGGUUUAGACUGUGUGUAUUCUGUUUUUCCUAUUUGGGGUCACAGCUGAGUGCACCUCUUAAACUCCUCAAUUGGGGCCAUUGGUUGGAAUGCUGCAUCAGUCCAAUUACAAAAGAUCCUCUCAGAAGGCAGCAUUUACUACAGGGUCAUUUAUUGAGGUGUCUUUAGUACCCUCCCCCCAAUGCCUGGCCUGUCUCUCAAGCUUGUCAAUGGUUUAGUUUCUCUGUAGCAUUCCCUGUAACUCUUCAGAAAACGUGCAGAGCGAUCUUAAAGUGCGCAAAAAAAGAAAAAUUGAUGCUGUAGUCAUAGUUUCUCUCAGCAAGCCUGUCAAAAGGAAUGCCGUCUUUUCGAAGAAGCAAGUCUGUGUGCUAGUUAGAAUGCAUGUGGAAGGUACCUUGAUACUCUGUUCUCUGGGCCUGAGACAGUACGUGCAGGGAAUUGAAUUUCUUUCGUGUGGCAUUCUCAAACCCCCUCUCACUACCCUGGCUUCCAGCCAGCUCAAACGUCGACCAAAAAAAACACUUACCUGGCAGCCCAGAAAUCCCUAUGGAUUACCACAAACUGUCUGCUAUACCAAAACUCCUCCGAUUAUAUACCUCUUUGCAGUUUCUCGUGUCUCUCCCCUCCCUCCAUCCCUCUGCCUGUCUCCGCCUCCCUCCAUCUGUCUGUCUCCCUCCCCUUCCCUCCCCCUUUGUCUGUCUGCCUCCCCCCAUCCCUAUGUGUUUCGUCUCCCUGCCCCACAGUGCGCAGUGUCUUGUCUCCCUGUCUUGUAUCCCUGCCCUGCGCGCCCCCUCUCUUCCUCCUCUCUCAUCUGCCCCCGCCCCCCUCCUUCCUCCACUCCUUGUGUCUGUAUCUCACCAACAAACUCCUGCCAAACUUGAAUUUUAAAAAAGGAAGAAAAACAAUAAGCCAUUUCUGAUCAGGCAUGUGUUCUGUUUUUUAGUAAACAUAAACCUGUGUGUGCUGUGACUGAGCCCAAUCUCAGGGAAGAAGAAGGAAACGUCUUGUAAAUAGUAUUUUAUUUGUCAAAUUAAUAUGAAAGAAAGUUUAAAAGAACCUUUAAUUUAUGGACUGUGUGUAUGCAGUACGUGAAUUUCUUUUGUGGGCAAGCAUUGUCAUCUUUAACAUUUUGAUGUAUUGCACAGCUGUACCAACAAACUUAAAACAGCUGCUGGUCAGUUUAAUUGCUCUUGAGUUUUGUACAGUGUAUCCCAAAUUUUUUUGUUAAAUAUUUAUUGAAGUUUGUAAAUUGUUUCACUGUUGAGAAAUAGACCUAUUAAGACAAUGAAUUGCUGCACAGGUAGUUUUCUUUCUAUCCUCUUGUGAAAUGUUGCCCAAGUUCGUAUAGCAGUGUGCACUUUUUGCACUAACGUUGUAGCCAGGAUCGUCAGACAGUGAUGGUGGAUGCUCUGAUGUUCUCUGUCACGUGCCUGACUAGCAGUCAUCUGUCACGCUCUUGCUGCCUGCCGAUUGGUGUUGUGUUGGAAGACCGUUGCCACUCUCCCUGUGCACCUUCCUUGACCAUGUCCUGGAGUGGGACUUGGACCUGGUGUUUCUGGCUCAGAGGUGUGGACACUACCCACUGCAC